CCCCGGUGGGCCGGGAAAAUGGGGUCCCAGCUGGGCAAGGGGCAGCACGAGCUGUCCGAGCCCGUCGCAUCCUGCCUGCCCGGCCCCUCGGUGCAGGAAACGCUUUGAUGGCUUUUCUUGGCGGCAGCGGUCGUGAGCUGUGUGACAGCCCCGGGUGUCAGCCCAUUGUGCCGCUUUUCCGCUGCCGCACGGGAGAAAAAGAAAUGUGACGUGGUGCUUCCUUGGCAGCUUUUUGAUUUCGAAAGGCUUCUCGUAAGCUCCGGUUGCUGAAACAACCGCGAGUGUUUCAGGUAUUGAACCUCUUCUGCAAGAGCUGCUGGAUCCCCUGAUAACUUGUUUGCCUUUCUGCAGGCCCUAUUUAAAUGACCGGAUUAAUCACCUGGAUCCACUCCUAAAACCAGUUUCUAAACCAGAACGUGCUGACAGGAACAAGAGGGAUGCUCUCCCGGACGUGGCGAAGGACGCUCAGAGGGAUGGCAAGCUUGCCUCCAAACCCAUGUGGCUGGGUGGCCGCGCUGCCCCACAGAAAUCUUCAAGUGCAUCCCGGGGAGUAGCCCUGGUACAUCCAGAGCAGCCGGGGAAGAGCACAAAGCUGUCCCUGGGGCUCGUCCCGGGUGUGAACCCUUCUACACAGCCCAGAUGGAGGCUCCCAGCUUCUGCCUCUGGUUCCCUAAACCCAGGAGGGACUGAGGAGACUGCACGUGGCCGCCCCGUUCCCAGGGCACCUUCGUUGCUGAGCAAGGGCCUGCAGGAACAUCUGGACUGCAACAAAGAGAACUUCUCAGCACAAGCUCCUACAAACCUUGUGCAGAGCAGAGCUUUUCAGUCUGAUGGAAGCAGUCUCGGGAACAAGAGAGCCUUGGCUCUCAGGCAAACCUCAAGCACCAUGUCAAGCACCAUCCAGGGCCCAAAGGACAGAAUUAAUAGCUGCCAGGCCAAGGAAACACUGAUUCAGGACAAAUUCAGGAAGUCCCUGCCAGGCUCAAAGAGUGCAUCCCAAAAACCAAGUGCCAAAACCCAACCGUUGCAACCCCCUCGGUCGCUUGCUGUUUCUACUAAUUUGCUACACAAAAAACCAGCAGUAAAACAUGAAAAAAUGAGUACAGCAGGGCAACCCGUAGGAAAGCCACUUGGCACGCGUCCGGGGGGAAGUCUUCAGCACUGCAGUAGAGCUCCCCAAGCAAAAAGAUCUCCCCCGAAGCCUCCAGCCUCCAGCAGGCCACUGGGGUCCACGAGGAGCUCCAGCACGCAGCUGGGCACCGCGGUGCUGGGACGAAGGCCCGCGGUUAAAGGGGGGGCAGAGAGGAAGGACGUGAAGGCACCGCCCGGACACACGGCAGGGUCCCGAGCCAGAGCCGCCGUGGGCCGGGCUCACAGCCCCAGAGCUCGAGGGGCUGAGAGCAGGAGAGAGAGGCUGAACCCGGAGCUGCCGCAGGCACACGGGGUGCACGCGGGGCGCGUCCCCAAGACCCAGACGGCUGAGGAUCGGAGGAGACAACUGGAGCAGUGGCUGGCAUCCAAAGGCAAGUCCUACAAACGGCCACCUAUGACGCUGCCCCAAAAAAAGCCAGUGAGAGAGAAGCUGCCCGUCUGGAGCGCUGUCAAGGAGGAAGAGAAAGCAGAGCAGCCUGAGGAGCUCUACUUGGACAAAAUCAACAACCUGCUAACUGAGUGCCUGAAGCUCAUCGAGGAGGGUGUCCAGUCGGAGGAGCUCUCUGCAAUUCUGUCCCGUGAGCCCCGAGCGGAAAAAUGCGCCAAGUUCUGGAUCUGCAAAGUGAAACUGCUCGCCCGGAGCAACCCCUUGGACGUGAUGGAGCUGUACGAAGCCGCGGUCUGCGCCGGUGCUGCCCCGCUCCAGGAGCUCAGAGAAGUUGUCCUUGGUAUUCUGAAGACUGCAGGCCAACCACCAGGAGGGGAGAAGGCUGAGCAGCCCGCGCCCUGGGAGCCCCCAGCGCCUUGCCUGGCAGAGAGGGAGCACACGGCAUCGACUCCCAGCCUGGCGGGGAGCUCCCUGACCAGCCUGCCCGUCUCCUCCAUCAAACUGCAGGUUACAUCCGUACCCAGGGGAAGGGAGCUUCCAGAAGGCCAGGAGCUGAAAUUCCUGACGCCAGUGCGGCGCUCGCUGCGGAUAGAGAGGGCUGUGAGCUGCUACCCGGUGAUGCUGAAGGACCACGACCCUGUCGUGUCAUCCCUCAAUGAAAUCCUGGAUGACGAAGAGGAGACGCAGUACUUUUUCCGGAAAAACAAGGCUUUGCCGGAGGUGGCAGAGGUGGAGGUUUUGAAGUUGUAGCCCCGAGGUGCUCCCCGAGGGGCGCAGGCUGCUGGCUCCCCCCAGCUUCCUGCUGUUGUGCACUUACUUCGCUUGUUUUCUCUCAGAUGUAAAUACGUAGGGGCGGCAUAAAUUAGCCUUUUCAACUGUUUUAAAUAUUAAAAGACUUGCAGCAGAGAUGCAGCGUGGCCUAGUGAGUAGUGCGUGAGGUCCGGGAUGGGAGGCUUGGGCUCUGUGCCCUCGGGGCUGCCCUUGGCUCUGCUCCGAUGCACGCCCUGGGUUCUGUGCUGCAGGACGUGGUUCGGUCUCUGCGAUGCUCCAGCACCUCCUGGUGCUUCAGGAAGUGGUGUCCCCAGGGCUUUGCUCCAGUGCCCCACCUGGCCGACAUCUCCCCGCCAGGAGGCACGCACAGACCCUGUCCUGGACAGCAGGAGCC
Molecule: messenger RNA, 2705 nt
Organism: Oxyura jamaicensis (ruddy duck)
Lineage: Eukaryota; Metazoa; Chordata; Aves; Anseriformes; Anatidae
Gene: CKAP2L
Product: cytoskeleton associated protein 2 like
Exons: 7
Coding region: 497-2290 (597 amino acids)
Cellular component (GO): centrosome; cytosol; mitotic spindle
Source: RefSeq, a predicted model, not a curated record